AGUUUUGUUUUAGUGUGAACUAGUUGAAACUUCCAUUUUCUAACGUUAUAGGACUGGGCUACUUUAUCUAUAAGGGCCCACAGAAGGCAUUCCUCCUUCUGGAAUUUCUCCAUGGUCGUCUGGAGCUAUAUUGCUUAACAUGUUAUGGGGUAUUGUGGUCCUUAGGUGAUGACUUUUGUUUGAAUCAGACCGCUGAAUAGCAGUGUCUUCUAUAGUUCACCUCACUUAAUCUAUAAGGGCCCAUGCUGCGUUAAUUCAAAGUAUUUAUUUGUUAAAUACUCCGUAUAAGAUUUGAAAAUCUUCAUUCUUGGUUCAUUGUGUAGAAUUGCAAGUAUGCUACUACGUUUAUCUGAAUUCUAUUAUGGUCCAACUCCAUCUUCUCCUUGUCUGUAUUCUCCUCUCAGUAAAUGGUAGAAGACAUGUUAUAGUGUGGUACCACAUCUUAGUCUGCCUAGGCCUAACAAAUCAUGUUUCAUGUGAAGGACCCUUUUCUUGGCAGUUUGAAUAUUGAAUUGCUUAUCAUUUUUAGGCUUGUUUGGACUUUAGCAGUUAGUAAAUGCAGAAUAGAAUAGAUAGCUGAUAGAUUAUUGGCAGGUAGAAUUAGCAAAUACUCCAUAGCAGAUUGAUCCGCAAAUUUCUGUAGUAGAGCGUGUGCAAAUUAGUACUUUGUAGUUUCAAAUUAUUAGCUAUUUAUUUGAAUAUUAGGAGCUAUACACAAGGAGAUUAGUAUAUUUUACUUUGAUCAGUGAUUAAGGAACAAUUAAAUUAUGAUGGCUAAUUGGGUAAUUUAAUCUUCUCUUAUAAUUGACUUAUAAGGAGAUUAGUAAUAUUAACUAUCUGCUCCUUUUCCCGCAUCUGAUUAUCAUCAAACACCCUUAUAGAAGAAGUCAUAUGGACCAAAGGUGAGGGUUUGUAGAAUUGGUUUUAUGUUUACUUUAGCUUUGGUGUGGUAUCUAUUGUUAAGGCUGCCUAAAUCGUUGCAAAGGGGAUUUUCUGGCUCACCUAGUGCAAACAUGGACUUGUAGUCCCACCACUCAGUUUCUGUCAAGUCUCAGUCAUAUUUUUCUUAAACAAUACUGUAAUUUUUACUUUGUAUUUCCUAACUUUUCUUCAAUUAUUAGGUGCAUUUUGAAAGUGAAUACUUUUGUGUGAAUAACAUUGCUGACAUGGAAUUAUCUUAGAAUCAGAUUUGUAUUCCAAUUUCGCUAAUCUAUUCUAGCAUUUUUUGAUUAGGGAAGUUCGGAUAGCUAUCUGGGUCGUCAUUCUGGUGGGUUUGAAACAAGUGAUGGCUGUGAUGAUGGUUUGGAUCAGUUGAACAUGGACAAGGCUGUCAAGAUAUAUGAGACAUGGGUUUAAGAUAGUAGUGACAGUGACCAGCAAUAAUUGUGGAGAAAAUGCUAUGAACGUAAAGCAACAAACAGAAAAGGAAACCCAAACCCAAAAAAAAAAAAGAAAAGAAAAAGGUAUGCACUGAGGUCCACGUCCGUGUCCAAAUCCAUGCACAUAUUGAGGUAACUCUUUCUCUCUUCUGACCCCACACUCUGGUAAAUGAGUGUGUGUAUGUUUGUCUGUGGUAUAUGGAAGUAGUGCAGUUUAUCACAUGGAGAGAGAUUGGUCAUGUGAUGUAAUGCAUAAUUUAACCCUGUAUUCUCUGAGCCUACAAUGAAUCAGUCAAAUCCAGAAUAGAAUCUUCCUUAUUUUUCUAGCUCACUCUUAACAUUACAUACAAGAUGUGAAGUUUUUUUAGACAAGAUGAAAGAAAACAAAAUCAUUCUCAACGGGAAAAAUUAGGAUUUGAGGAUACAUAAUAUCUAGGAUGUUCUUUACUUGUGUUGAAUUUUUUUGAGCUAAUAAAUAGUCUAGUGAUAUGAUCGUUCGGAGAAUUGAAGAAAGUGACAAAAGCGAUUGUUUUGAUAUAUACUUAUACAUGUUAUAAUAAGGUGGUAGAUAGAACCUAGUAAUAAGUUUAUGGGGAAGGAAGGAAGGAUGGUGUGGCCGAGUGACGACAUUGACAUUAUUAGUUGUGCUAGAUAUGGCCUUGUUGGGAGAUUGAGUCUAGGAUAAGGUGACCAAGGAACAUUGACAGCUAGUGAUGGGCUUUUGAUUCAGACAAGUUAAUGUGUAUGUAUGCUCGUAGUAUAUGCUAUGAAUGUUAAAAAUGACUUGGUUAACUACUUGUGGAACAAUAUACCUUGUGUAAGUUAUAGUUAACUUCGAUUUUUUUAUUCAUUAAGAUCUUACAUUGUUAUCUCUAUUGAGGGAUGAUACAUCCAUCUUAGAGAAUGGCCUGGAAGAUAUGAUCCAAUUCCAGUGACAUUGUUACUAACAUAGGUGGUUGGAUGGUGCAUUUUAAGGUACUUGAAUGAUUUUGCCUUUCUCUGAGAUGAAGUUUUCACAAGUUAAUCCCCAUCUACCAGUGCUUUAUUGAACUAUCAUGUUGUAAUUCCACUCACUUGAAGUGUGGUUUAGCUUCUUUAGCUUACUUUUGAGUAUGUGCAUAGAACAAUAUGUUAAAAUUUAACCCUUAUGAAGAUAGUAAACUUUAUUUGUUUAUUUAUUUAUUUUAUAUAUUAGGAAACAAUAGAAAACUAAUCGCAUGUGAUGUAAUCAGUUGUUUCUGUAUCUUCUUUGGUUUUUUGGGAGUUUGUUUAUUGAUUAACAAGAAUAGGGGGUAAAGGAAAUCGGUAAGUAUAGCCUACCAUUUCCAUCAAAUGAUGAUGUUAAUAACUAGGUAAUUCAUCAUGCUGUAUUUUUUUUCUUCACUACUUUUUCUGAAUUCAUUAUUAUUUCUGUAUCAAAUUCAUAAAAAGCUGAUAAAUAGUACAAAUCACUAAAUUACUUGUAGUCUUGAUCAAUUACAACACAACAUAUUGAAUACUUGAGUUCUUAUGUCAUGACUAAUUUUCUUUUCAUCUACCAAUCGAUUAUAUAUUUAUAACAUACUACGGACUUAUGGAGUACUAAAUACUCGUAUCAACUUUUAUUUGAAUGGGGAUUAUAAUUAAGGAUGCUUUGUUGGUUUUUGAAGUAAUUUUCAUAUUUAAAAUAGUAAUAUGGACCCUACUUAGGAGAAUCUAGAUGAGUUCAUUUGUUACAGUAGAACUGUUUAACUCCCCACAUAGGGAAGCAGCUGUUAGGACAUAGUCCCACGCCCCACUAGAGUUGUGGCCGAAAGAGAGAAGAUGAAAAGUGAUUUUUUAAGGCAAAGGGUUGAGAGAAGGAACACGUUCCAACCCUUUCUCUUUCUCUUUGUAGAGUCACGGGUGUACCUUGAACAACGAAAAAACAAAUGAAUUAAUAAUAAGAUUGGGAUAUCUACUUACUGUAUACUAAACUCAUAUCAUAUGGUAGGAGAUAGGAAUGUUCCUUAUUAUAACUUUUUUCAUAUAAAAAUGAAUUUUGAGCUACUAUAUGUUAUAAUAGUUUAAUAGAACUUGGAAUAAUAUUGUCCCUUUCUCUCUCAUCCAUUGUCCUUUGCUUCUAUUUUGAAUAUAGGAUGACCCAAAGAAUAUUGCAGAAUGUACCUUGUUUUCUUAAUUAUAAUGCUGGUUUGUUAUUCCUAGUGUAUAUAUGUAGAUUCCAAUGAUUCAUUUUACCUCCAAUGUUAUGUGAAAAAUGUGUUGGAGUUUUUUUCUUUAGUGGAAGAAGAAAGGAGAAUAGAAAGAUACAAACUUUGAAAAAUGGUGAUGGUAAAAGUAUAAAAGGGUGAAUUAUAAAGUAAGAUACAGACCCCUAUUACUCUAGUAAAUUAGUAUCUUUAAAAAUAUAAAAUGUGUUUUCCUUUAUUAUUACCGCGAGGUAAAAUUUGUGUACUCACCAUUUAAGAUUAGGGGAUAAUUCUUUUAUAUGUAAAUUAAUAACUACAGUAUUAGUUACGGACCUACAGGAGGAUCAGAAAUUUGUGAGCAUGUCUUUAUGUGCUUAAAUUUAAUUAAGUUUAUGGUUGGUAAGGAUUGAGCCCAAAUCUCAUUUAAGCCAGUGUAACACGAAUAAGUUGAGUUGAGGUCCCCAUUCCUUUAGUUUUCAAAGGGAGGUGUAAUUUCUAUACUAUUUUUGCUUAACAGUAAAACAAAUUCUCCUAUAUAUUUACAGCUUCCAAGGGGGACAAUCAAUAGCUUAAUAACUUUGAUUGGAUCUCAUAAUAGCCAAAUUAAAAAUACCCUAGACUUUUCUGACAUGGUCAUAUGCUUCUUAAAGUUAGAAAGCCAGUGAGAAAGAAAAAUAGAGAAGGGAAAGGAGAGUAAGAGAGAGAGAAAGAGAGAGAGAGAGAAUCACUGCUUUUAUUUUAGUGAUUUUGUCAUAUGUUUCUGCUUCUUAAAGUUAGAAAUUUAUGAUGAGAGAGAGAGAAUAGGAGUAUGUAAAUAGCACUAGCUAGGCAGCAGUAAUAGUAGUGAGUGCAAUAGCUGAGCAACAAGUAGAGCAGCUGGAGAGCAUAUCAUAUAAUCCCCUCUUCAUUCUCAUUUCCAUCAUACUAUAUAUUAUAUCAUCAUCAUCAUCUUUAUAUCAUAGUACAUGCCCUAAGUUCUUAUCAUCUUACAUUAUUUCAAAGAAUUUAUCACUGACUACAAUGGCAUUUUUAGUAGAAAGGAGUGAUCCUCUUCUUCACCAUCAUCAUCAUCACAGCAUACAUCAACAUCAUCUUAAUCAAGAACAACACCAGGAAAUGGUGUUCUCAGUGUCAGAGUCUCAGAAAUCAGUUCCUGCUCCUUUCUUAACUAAGACUUACCAACUUGUUGAUGAUCCUCGUACCGACCACAUUGUAUCUUGGGGUGAAGAUGAGACCACUUUCGUUGUUUGGCGCCCUCCUGAGUUUGCUAGAGAUCUCCUUCCUAACUACUUCAAGCACAACAACUUCUCUAGCUUUGUCAGACAGCUUAACACCUAUGGUUUCAAGAAGGUAGUUGCAGAUAGGUGGGAGUUUGCAAAUGAGUACUUCAAGAAAGGGGAGAAACACCUAUUAUGUGAAAUUCAUAGAAGGAAAACUCCACAACACCACCACCAAAUUCACUACCAAGACCAAGUAUUACUUCCACCACAGUAUCUUCCUUCACCGCCCGAGGAACAUGGAUCUUGGAUAAACAUUGAUCAGUCUUCUCCGUUACCUUCUCCGAAGCCAAGUGGCGGGCCUAACAACGAUAUCUUAACGGCGUUAACGGAAGACAACCAAAGGCUAAGGAAGAGGAACUUCAUGCUCUUAUCUGAGCUCAACCACAUGAAAACCCUUUACAAUGACAUUAUCUAUUUCAUUCAAAACCAUGUUAAACCAGCUGUGCCUAACAAUGGAAAUGACCAAAAUCGCCCUCCUAAUUAUAAUGCAAUGGCAGCAGCACCCCCUAAGCUCAUAGAAUUGGAUGAUCAAGAUAAUCAAGGCGACGCGAGCAAGAGAGAGACCAUCAAGCUGUUUGGAGUCCCUCUUCAGAGCAAGAAAAGAAUGCACCUAGCAGAAGGAAACCUUUGAUAUGAUGAUCAAGACGACGAAUAUUAAUUAGUACUAGUAUUAUGUUAAGCACUGUUAUUAGCUAGAUGGCUAGGUUUUAACUAGUAGAGUUUUCAUUUUUACUUUGUAAGAUCAUCAGAUGUGAAGUUUUGAUUAAUUACAUAAAGAAAGUGCUUAAUUAAUUAAUUUCAUCAUUUUCAUGGAUUAUUGCAUGAAAUUUAAUUCGGAGUAUGUAUUAUGUGAUAAAGUAUGCCAUUAGUGGCAUGCAUGUGUCUGAAAACUUAGGAACUAAUUCACUAAUUAUGUUGUUGGAAAAUAAUUAUAUAUUUGUAACAGGAAUGAAGGUCCUUUUUUU
Molecule: messenger RNA, 5792 nt
Organism: Chenopodium quinoa (quinoa)
Lineage: Eukaryota; Viridiplantae; Streptophyta; Magnoliopsida; Caryophyllales; Amaranthaceae
Product: heat stress transcription factor B-4-like
Exons: 3
Coding region: 4568-5458 (296 amino acids)
Biological process (GO): regulation of transcription by RNA polymerase II
Cellular component (GO): nucleus
Molecular function (GO): DNA-binding transcription factor activity; RNA polymerase II cis-regulatory region sequence-specific DNA binding
Source: RefSeq, a predicted model, not a curated record